AUGAUGUCGACCUACAAGCGGGCCACGCUGGACGAGGAGGACUUGGUGGACUCGCUCUCCGAGGGCGGCGACGGGUACCCGAACGGCCUGCAGGUGAACUUCCACAGCCCCCGGAGCGGCCAGAGAUGCUGGGCCGAGCGGACCCAGGUGGAGAAGCGGCUGGUGGUGCUGGUGGCGCUCCUGGCGGCGGGACUGGUGGCCUGUGUGGCCGUGCUGAGCAUCCAGUACCGGACAAGAGCGCCCCCGGUGUGCCUCAGCCAGGCCUGCGUCUCAGUGACCAGCUCCAUCUUGAGUUCCAUGGACCCCAGGGUGGACCCCUGCCAGGACUUCUUCACCUAUGCCUGCGGCGGCUGGAUCAAAACCAACCCCGUUCCUGACGGCCACUCUCGCUGGGGGACAUUCAGCAACCUCUGGGAGCACAACCAAGCCAUCAUCAAGCAUCUCCUCGAAAACUCCACGGCCAGUGUGAGCGAGGCAGAGAAGAAGGCCCAGGUGUACUACCGCGCCUGCAUGAACGAAACCAAGAUCGAGGAGCUGAAGGCCAAGCCGCUGAUGGAGCUGAUUGAGAGGCUCGGGGGCUGGAACAUCACAGGGCCCUGGGACAAGGACAACUUCCAGGAGACCCUGCAGGUGGUCACAUCCCACUACCGCACCUCGCCCUUCUUCUCCGUCUACGUCAGCGCCGACUCCAAGAACUCCAACAGCAACGUGAUCCAGGUGGACCAGUCUGGCCUGGGCUUGCCCUCAAGGGAUUAUUACCUGAACAAAACGGAAAACGAGAAGGUGCUGACCGGAUACCUGAACUACAUGGUGCAGCUGGGGAGGCUGCUGGGCGGCGGGGACGAGGAGGCCGUGCGGCCCCAGAUGCAGCAGAUCCUGGACUUCGAGACGACGCUGGCCAACAUCACCAUCCCCCAGGAGAAGCGCCGGGACGAGGAGCUCAUCUACCACAAAGUGACGGCCGCCGAGCUGCAGACCCUGGCGCCCGCCAUCAACUGGCUGCCCUUCCUCAAUACCAUCUUCUCGCCCGUGGAGAUCAACGAGUCCGAGCCGAUCGUUGUCUAUGACAAGGAGUACCUCAGCCAGGUCUCCACCCUCAUCAACAACACCGACAAGUGCCUGCUGAACAACUACAUGAUCUGGAACCUGGUGCGGAAGACAAGCACCUUCCUCGAUCAGCGCUUUCAGGAUGCCGACGAGAAGUUCAUGGAAGUCAUGUACGGGACCAAGAAGACCUGCCUUCCUCGCUGGAAGUUCUGCGUGAGUGACACAGAAAACAACCUGGGCUUCGCCCUGGGCCCCAUGUUUGUCAAAGAGACCUUCGCCGAGGACAGCAAGAACGUGGCCAGCCAGAUCAUCCUGGAGAUCAAGAAGGCGUUUGAGGAGAGCCUGAGCACCCUCAAGUGGAUGGACGAAGACACGCGGAAGUCAGCCAAGGAGAAGGCAGACGCAAUCUACAACAUGAUAGGUUACCCCAACUUCAUCAUGGACCCCAAGGAGCUGGACAAAGUGUUCAACGACUAUACCGCGGUGCCGGACCUCUACUUCGAGAACGCCAUGCGCUUCUUCAACUUCUCCUGGAGGGUCACUGCCGACCAGCUGAGGAAGGCUCCCAACAGAGACCAGUGGAGCAUGACCCCUCCCAUGGUGAAUGCGUACUACUCGCCCACCAAGAACGAGAUCGUGUUUCCAGCCGGGAUCCUGCAGGCCCCGUUCUACACCCGCUCUUCACCCAUGGCCUUGAAUUUUGGCGGCAUCGGGGUUGUCGUGGGCCACGAGCUGACUCAUGCUUUUGAUGAUCAAGGGCGGGAGUACGACAAGGACGGGAACCUGCGGCCCUGGUGGAAGAACUCGUCCGUGGAGGCCUUCAAGCGGCAGACGGAGUGCAUGGUGCAGCAGUACGGCAACUACAGCGUGAACGGGGAGCCGGUGAACGGCCGCCACACCCUCGGGGAGAACAUCGCCGACAACGGGGGCCUCAAGGCGGCCUACCGGGCCUACCAGAACUGGGUGCAGCAGAACGGCCCCGAGCAGACGCUGCCCACGCUGGGGCUCACCAACGACCAGCUCUUCUUCCUGGGGUUCGCGCAGGUCUGGUGCUCCGUCCGCACGCCCGAGAGCACACAUGAGGGCCUCAUCACGGACCCCCACAGCCCCUCCCGCUUCCGGGUCAUCGGCUCCGUCUCCAACUCCAGGGAGUUCUCGGAGCACUUCCACUGCCCGCCCGGCUCGCCCAUGAACCCGCGUCACAAGUGCGAGCCCAGGCCGCCUGGCAGGCCCCGCCCCGCCGGCACUCGCCUGGCCCAGGAGGCCAGGCCCUCCUUGCCCAGCAGAAGCCACAGCUCAGCCACUGCCUCGCCCUCCUUCCCACCAGCCCAGAGCUGGUUCUAG
Pipistrellus nathusii (Nathusius's pipistrelle) is the source of this 2391-nucleotide messenger RNA. The record is from the annotation of a GenBank genome assembly. Lineage: Eukaryota; Metazoa; Chordata; Mammalia; Chiroptera; Vespertilionidae.